Molecule: messenger RNA, 1587 nt
Organism: Sordaria macrospora k-hell
Lineage: Eukaryota; Fungi; Ascomycota; Sordariomycetes; Sordariales; Sordariaceae
Source: RefSeq, a predicted model, not a curated record
AUGAUCACAUUUACUACUCUUCUCCCACUCCUCCUAUUAAUCAACAGCUUUAUCUUGCUAGCCGCGGCUCAAACACAGACCACACCGAUUCCGGUCAUCGGCGUCACGACGGGUGUUGAUGCCAAUACGGGACAGAGGCCAAUUAGGAGGAAUGUCAAUGAUCUCUACGCAAGAGGAGGACCGCAAUGGGACCUCUACAUCCUGGCCCUGUCGGAGAUGCAAGCGACGGACGAGUCGGAUGAGCUCUCGUAUUUCAGCCUGGCAGGUAUUCAUGGAUUACCGCACAAACCGUGGAAUGGAGUCGAGCAAGUGGAUGGUGCGCCUGAUGUUGGGUACUGUCCCCAUGGUCAAACCCUAGUCACCCACGCCCUCUCCAUCGCCUCCCGCUACCCCCCCUCCUUCCAAGCCGCCUACACCGACGCCGCCCGCACCCUCCGGCUUCCCUUCUGGGACUGGGCCUCGGACCCAUCCUUGCCCAUCGCCGUGAUGAACGACACCAUCAAAGUCAGCAACACGCCCAAUUCCUCUCUAUCUUCCCUAUCCCCGCCCAACACCAACGGCACCGGCGGCGGCAGCGGCGCCCCGUCGGGCGCCCUUCACCACCCUUCGGGCGGCCAGCUCGGCACCAAAAAAGGGACUAACCUCACUGCUGACUCCCCACUGAAACCCUUCCACGCCCAGUUUCCUGCUACCAACAGCAGUACACCACCAUCGGACGCGGGGGGGUUCUUCCAUACUAGUAACUCGGUGGCGGAUCUCCGGACGUUUGGGUAUUCUUACCCGGAGCUGAACACGGAUUGGCAGAUAACCGAUAAGGAGAAGUUGGCGGCGCAGGUGAAGAAGGCGGUUAAUAAGUUGUAUGGGUCUGGCGAUGAUGAGAGUGCGAAUGGUGUGGCUAGACGGGAAGUUGAUGAGGAUCUGAAUCCGGAGGAUGCGCUUGGCGAGGAGGAUGACAGCACCGUCAUUGAUGGUGGGAAGGAGAUUGAUGAGAACAACAAGAUCACCUUCCGCCGUUCGAGGUUGCGGUCCCUGUCUCUCUCUGCUUCCACCUCCACCACCAACUUUAACUCCCAGGAAGAUAAAGAAGGCACCACAAGCACCGACGGCAAACAAACAGAAGAAAACAACAAAAUCACCUUCCGCCGUUCUCGCUCCCUCGCCAAGUCCCUCUCAUCCGCCAACUCCAAGAAACCAAAACGACAAACCUACGGCCAAAGCCCUACCAAAAAUUACUACUAUACCGCCGAGCUCUCCGUCGACCGCUCCGAAGUACCUCUCCCAUGUACAAUCUCCCUGAUUGUCAAUGAGGUGGUCAUGGGCCGUAUGAGGGGAUUGGGGCACGUGGAUAUGACUCCUAAUAGGAUCAUCCCGUUUUUGAGGGGGAAUAUGACUGUUGAGAUUCGGGCGAACGACGAAACCCUAACCGACCCAUCCACCGUCCCCUCUCUCCACCUCGACAUCCAAGACUGGGAAUACAUCCCCCGCAAAAACGCCAGCGAGUUCCCCAUCUUCCAGAACCCUCGGAAAUGGCCGAUUGGGAUUCGUGGACCGGGAGGACAUGGAGGGUAUGGGGGAGGCGGACACUAA